AUGCCGGGUAAUGUGGGGAGAACCUCGGGAAAGAUGGCGGCGUCCUCAUCAGCAGGACGCGUUUUGACUCUUUGCAAGCAGUUUCAAAAUAUCUGCAGGUUAUCUCCAGCUGUAAAUGCUCCGAAAUAUACUGCUAUUCUCAGCAAAUACCAGUCUCAUCUUUCAAGGGAGAAGUCUGCACCCUUGGCCCUGUCUUGGUUCCGUCCCAUCAGCUCUGUGUCUCAGUGUCGAGCUCUGCACACCAGCAUCAGCAGAAGAGGGCUGGAUGAGUUCUUUGACCUUCCUGAGAACUGGGGAGAAUCAGCUGUGAAGUCAGGUGCACCAUGGACUGCCAAACAACUGAGGACGAAGAGCAAUGAAGAUCUACAUUCACUCUGGUAUGUGUUGCUGAAAGAAAAGAACAUGUUGCUCACAAUGGAGCAGGAAGCAAAAAGGCAGAGAGUUCAGAUGCCAAGUCCUGAAAGACUGAGGAAGGUUGAGCGGUCGAUGAUCAGACUGGAGACGGUGGUGAAUGAGAGGGAGACUGCACUGCGUUUGCUGCAGACAGGACAAGAGAAAGGCAGACCAGGAGCCUGGAGGAGGAACUUAUUUGGAUAUACUUACUGGUAUCGAUUCAAAGAGUAUGCCAUUCCUUGGUACAUGAACACAAGGUACAAGCGAAAGGCGUUCUACACCCCGAAGUUUGUUGAGCCACACAUAAGACUGCGCAUUGAGAGGUAUCUUCGAGACAGGGCCAGGAAAGCUAGCUUCAAGAGGCAAAGUCUUGCCAAACUCAAGGAGACGUUCCCCCUUAUGAAAGUUCCUGCAUCGUAAAACUCAGGAACACUUUGUGACCGGUGUUUUUUGAGAACUAAGUCACAAGGCCUUUGACACUUUGUCAACAGACCAUGUGGAUAAGAGUCUGACAUGGCUCAUGUCAAAAUAACCAUGGAGGUCAAAAACUGUGGUCCUGUGUAGAUUCUGAAUUUAUUUGUGCAACUGUUAUUUGGUCUUGUAAAAUAAAUUAUACUUAAUCACCAUGAA
Notolabrus celidotus (New Zealand spotty) is the source of this 1023-nucleotide messenger RNA. It is a transcript of the gene mrpl47, whose product is annotated as mitochondrial ribosomal protein L47. Gene Ontology annotation, cellular component: mitochondrial large ribosomal subunit; mitochondrial ribosome. Bases 1 to 813 code for a protein of 270 amino acids. The record is from RefSeq and is a predicted model, not a curated record. Gene Ontology annotation, molecular function: structural constituent of ribosome. NCBI's taxonomy places the organism in Eukaryota, Metazoa, Chordata, Actinopteri, Labriformes, Labridae. The transcript is spliced from 7 exons. Gene Ontology annotation, biological process: mitochondrial translation.